Molecule: messenger RNA, 1563 nt
Organism: Manihot esculenta (cassava)
Lineage: Eukaryota; Viridiplantae; Streptophyta; Magnoliopsida; Malpighiales; Euphorbiaceae
Product: rho GDP-dissociation inhibitor 1
Exons: 5
Coding region: 539-1219 (226 amino acids)
Biological process (GO): Rho protein signal transduction
Cellular component (GO): cytosol; membrane; cytoplasm
Molecular function (GO): protein binding; Rho GDP-dissociation inhibitor activity
Source: RefSeq, a predicted model, not a curated record
AUCCGGAUUAUGCUAGUCAAAGGUCUAGCACCCAAUCUUAGGCUGUGAUUGUGGUUCUUCAUUCCACAAUUGUGACCUUCACGUUCUAUCCUUCUUAUCAGAUUUCGGAUCACCACAUGACCUUUUCUCAAUUUCCAAAACUUCCCCAUUUCUCAUCUCUCGCUCUCUCUGACUCUCCAUCAACAAAGAUUUCAACUUCCUUCAACAACCCACCACUUAAAGCUUUCAGAAAUUAUAAUCCCAGCUUCUCUUUUGUCUCUUCUUCUUUCGCUUGUUGGUCUUUUUUGUCUAAUCUUGUAGACAAAGGAGAUAAUUUCUCAACUGCUUUGUGUCCUUCUGUUGUUUUAACACUCAGCAGCACAAGUCUUUUUCAUUUCAAGACAUUUUCCUUUACAAUGGGUCUCUCUUGUUUAAUCUUCUUUCUUUAGCUGCACAAUUAGCAAUCUCUUUUUCUGUGUGUAAUCGUUACUUUGCUUUUGUGUUGAUGAUUUGAUGUGUUUGGCUGUUGGAGUAGUGCCCAGUUGAACUAGUAAUUAACAUGGGGCUUGAUGGAAACAAAAGUGAGGAAGCUGAGGAGAAAGCUGUGGAUUUGGAAACAGAAACAUCCCACCAUAAUGAUGGUGAGGCUUCCAUGGAUGGUACUGAGCAGGAGGAUGAAGAUGAUGAAGUAGGCAACAAGAUUCAGCUUGGUCCUCAAUGCACUCUCAAAGAACAGCUUGAGAAGGACAAGGAUGAUGAGAGCCUUCGGAAAUGGAAGGAACAGCUCAUUGGGACUGUGGAUUUUGAAGAUAUUGGAGAAACUCUUGAACCAGAAGUGAAAAUUCUUAGUCUGUCAAUUAUCUCCCCAGGCAGACCAGACAUUGUGCUGUCUGUUCCUGAGGAUGGAAAUCCAAAGGGCUCCUGGUUUACUCUGAAAGAAGGUAGCCAUUACAACUUGAUGUUCUCCUUCCAAGUUAACAAAAACAUUGUUUCUGGCCUCAAAUACACCAACACUGUCUGGAAAACUGGUGUCAAGGUGGACAGCGCAAAAGAGAUGCUUGGGACCUUCAGUCCUCAGCCAGAGCCUUACACUCAUCUGAUGCCAGAAGAGACAACCCCAUCAGGGAUGUUUGCCAGGGGAACAUAUUCUGCAAGAUCAAAGUUUCUUGAUGAUGAUGACAAGUGCUACUUGGAGAUCAACUACACCUUUGAUAUCCGAAAAGAGUGGGCUGCUACUUGAAGAACUCUGCAGCAAGCACAUAACGUCUCUCGUAUUUGGCCAUUGUCUGCCUUUGUUAGUUUCAACCUAUCCCUUUUUAGACUAUGCUUAAUUAUUAUUUAUGGAGAUGGAGAAGAUUCAAUUGGUAAUGCUUUUAAUAAACGGAGAGCUUAGCCUGUCUUUUCAAAAACCUUGUCUCAUUUAACUAGAUCUCAGCAUGUCCAUAUCCUGAGCAGCAGGAAAAUCAUCUGGAUUGUUCAUCAGCAGGUGGGCUCCAUUUCUUUAGUAGCUAGCAAAUCAAUGGUGUAAUAGGACUUUUUUGAAAGAUAUUGAAAGUAAAGUAGAUGUGGGUUUGAUUUUGUUAA